AUUGGCAUAUGAAGGCAAAAUAUAGGAACGGGAGGGGGUGUUUAUUGCUGUGGACGGUUUUGAUUUUUUAUUGUGCAUUGCAGGUGGGACUGGGGGAGAAUUGAGGGAGGAGGCUCUGGACGUCUCUGAAGGAGUCAUCCCGGCACAGCAGGACAGGCUUACGGAGCCACCACUCGAGCUCAACGCCAGUGGUGACUUUGCGGAUGAGGAGGAUGAUCCCUUAGAGGGCACAUCGGCGGGACCGAGAACGGCGAGUCAGGCACCGGUAGCAGGAGGUGGAACAGAUCGAGGGGCUAUGCAGCCGGCCAGGACGGCGUCUGCAAGAGGAGGCAGGAGGUCUAGGUCACCGCGAAGGAGGACAAGAGGAGGCGGGUCAUCGGCUUCGCCUACUUGGGCAAGAUUGGAUAGAAGUCGGGACCGGGGCAGAUACGGCAGGGGGAGAUCCCCUGCCAGGAGAGAAACGGUUCGGAGGAGACUGGACGUGAGCAGAGGAAGGGAGGAAGAUAACAGUGGCCGAGGCCGCAGGGACGAGGCAAGGCCAGUUCGAGAGGAGCGCGCAGAAGCUAGAUCGGUACGGGAGGAACAUACAGAAGCAAGACCAGUACGAGUGGAACGCGCAGGAACGGUGCAGCAGCCAGCAGGUGAGAUGGCUGGUGGGGCACCGGGUGUGAAUGGGGCUGCGUCUGGUGAGAGGGAAAUGCUGGUGUCAGGUUUAAAAGCUUUAAUUGCUUCUUUGGAGAACCCGGGUGGGAGUACCUUGGUUGCGGCGGCGUGGGCAACGCCAGGAGUUACCCCAGCUGUUGCGGGGUCGCCGGUACCGGCGGCAAGCACGGGAAGUACAGCGAGCAGUGUAGGAGAGGUGGUCCGGGUACCGGAAGGGGCUAUGCGGAGACCAUGUCUCUGUUCAAUUGGCCCUUUAGGGAUUCACUUAACCAAUGAUUUGAGGGACAAGAUUGGGAAACGGGAAUAUAUAGAGAUUUUCUCACUGUUACCUUUGGAGCACGUUCUGGAGGUAAAGGAGGAUGAGAAGGAAACAGGGAAAAAGGAGGAGGAGGAGCGCAAAAAACGUUGGCGCAAAUUACCAAAGACUUUUAGUAAUUGGUCGCGUGCAUUCGGCAUCUUGGCUAGUGUCACAUGCGAGAAGUUCCCGGAUCAAGGGUCUUCGUUGUUCUGUUAUUACGACGAGAUUUCUAGCGCGUAUAGGACAUACGGGGGAAUGGCGUGGUGGCGGUACGACGAGGGCUUUAGGCAAAGGUUGGCGGUGCGGCCAGAGAUGCGGUGGGACGACAGAGAUAUGAGCAUUUGGCUAGAGAUUAUGACUCCCUUAAGGGGUAGUCAUUCCUUUCGGGGUUACGGGCAAACGUCGGGCAGCGGAAGCUCCGGGGGGACUGGAUCAGCCCUUAGAAAAGGGGUAUGCUUCCAGUUCAACGAUGGGCAGUGUAAGUUCGGGGCCUCAUGCAAAUACAAGCACAAGUGUUCUGGGUGUGGGGAUGUACACCCCUUCACGAAAUGCUUCAAGAAAGGGAAACAAGCGACCCGGUCAGGAGACGUGGGUUCAACGGGCACUGACGCCAGUGAGGGUCGAAAAGAUGGCCCCAUGGUUAGAGGCUUACGCCAGUAAGCGCGGACGCGCUGAGGAUGCUGAGCUGCUACUUACGGGUUUUAGCUCGGGUUUUAUGAUUCCGUAUAAAGAUGAGCGAAUGGAGGGUAUUCCAGGGAAUUUGAAGUCAGCCAGGGAAUACCCGGGGGUCCUAAGAGAGAAAAUUGAAAAGGAGGUUCGAUUGGGUAGAAUGGCGGGUCCGUUUGUGGAACCCCCAUUCAUGAACCUCAGGGUAUCACCACUGGGGGUUGUCCCCAAGAAGGCCCCGGGUCAAUAUCGCAUGAUCCACCACCUGUCUUACCCUAAAGGAUUGUCGGUCAAUGACGGCAUCGAUCCGGAAUUGGUGGCGGUGAAAUAUGCAUCAUUCGAAAAGGCUGUGGGCUUAGUGAGAACGGCGGGCCUUGGGGCUUUAAUGGCAAAAGCUGAUGUUGAAUCGGCUUUUCGCUUGCUCCCGGUCCAUCCAAGGUGUCACCAUCUUUUGGGAUGCGAAAUGGAUGGAUCUUUUUUCGUUGAUUUGUGCCUCCCGAUGGGAUGUUCAAUUUCAUGUUCCUAUUUUGAGCGGUUCAGUUCCUUUGUUGAGUGGGUGGUGAAACAGACGGCGGGGAUUUCGUCUAUGGUACAUUAUCUGGACGAUUUCCUGUUUGUUGGGCCGGCUGGCUCGGCGAUAUGUGACCGUCUGGUCCGGGCUUUCGGACAGGUGACCGAGGAAUUUGGUAUCCCGGUGGCCGCUGAUAAAUCCGAGGGCCCCACAACGUCAUUGAGUUUUUUGGGAAUCCAAUUGGAUUCCAUUAAGAUGGAGUGCAGGUUACCAGAGGACAAGGUAGCUGACCUCAAAUCGGUGAUUGGCAGGAUGCUGGCGAGAAAGAAAGCUACCCUCAGGGAUAUACAAUCGUUGUUGGGAAAGCUGAACUUUGCAUGCAGGAUAAUUCCCAUUGGCCGAAUAUUCUGCAGACGUAUGUCAUUGCUGACAACUGGAGUUUCUGACCCAAGACACCAUGUCAGGUUGUCGGUGGAGGUCAAAGAGGACUUGAAGGUCUGGCGGACCUUCUUGGAGGAUUUCAAUGGGCAAGUGAUCAUGCAGGAAAUAGGCUGGUCAGACGACCAGUUGUGUUUAUUUACAGACGCUGCAGGAGCCCACGGUUUUGGGGCCUAUUUGAACGGCCAGUGGUGUGCGGGUAGAUGGCCCGAAGUGUGGACUGAGUGGGGUUUGACUAAGAACCUGACUUUCUUGGAAUUAUUCCCGUUGGUUGUGGCAUUAAAGAUUUGGCCGGAGCAGCUGGGCAACAAAAGGGUUUGUUUCCAUUCUGACAAUCAGGGAGUGGUAUGGGCAAUCAACCGUUUAACGGCGAAUUCGCCGGCGGUGAUACGGCUCCUAAGGGUGUUUGUAUUGGAGUGCCUGAGAUGCAACAUAUCUUUCAGAGCAGUGCAUGUCCCGGGUCGAUUUAACGUUAUUGCUGACGCUUUGUCACGAUUUCAGUGGGACAGGUUCCGAGAAGUGGCCCCGGGAGCGGAACGGGAUGGAGUAGCAUGUCCCGAGGAUCUGUGGUACCUGGGUUGCCAGGAAUGUUGAGAUUAAUCAAAAGGGCUUUGGCUCCUAACACAUGGAGGGCUUACGCCCGAGUGUGGAAAUUGUGGGAGCGGGUGCUACAGGAGGAGCAGUAUCAGGAAUGCAGGAGGAGUAAUUUCUUGUUGUGGAUGAGCUGGGUAGGUUCGUGGGAGAGGGAAGGGCUAUCGCCCUCUGAAGUGCGAAAGAGGAUGGCAGCAAUGGCAUUCCUUUUUCGUUUGCUGGGUAGGGAGGACCUUACAAAAAAUUUUGUGACUCGGAUGGCAGUCAGAGGGAUGUGUAAGAAGCGAUUCCGGUCGGAUGGUCGGAGGCCAGUUACUUUUGCGAUUCUGCAGGGGUUGGUGGCGGAGCUAAAUAGGGUUUGUUUAUCAAAGUAUGAAGAACUGUUGUUCAGGGCCGCUUUCGUCCUGGCUUUCUUUGGAGCAUUCAGGGUGUCGGAGCUGGUGGGAAAAAACAGGUGGGACGUGAGCGGAAUGAGUAGGCAGGAUGUUGUGGUGACAGAAGGGAUGGUCGAGUUAUGGGUUCGGAGGUCUAAAACGGACCAAGAGGGUAGAGGAUCGGUAGUGGUGCUGCGGGCAAUCGGCGGGGAAUGUUGUCCGGUAAGGGCCGUGAGGGAAUAUCUUCAGAUGGCCGGUUCUGGGGCAGGCCCGAUGUUGGUUCAUGCGAACGGAAUGCCAUUGUCGCGUUUUCAGUUUGUGGCAGUAAUGCGGAAGGUGUUGGGAUUAAUGGGAAUUGUGGGCCUGGAGUUUGGUUCUCAUUCUUUCAGGAUAGGCGCGGCGACGGAGGCGGCCAAUUUGGGGUUAGAGGCUUCAGUGAUUAGGAGGAUCGGGAGAUGGAGAUCAGAGCGAUUCCGGGGGUAUGUGAGACCGGGUUUGGUGCCCCGAAUCGGGGGGAACUGAUAACGUUUUAAUUUUUUGACAGAGCCGGGGAAGUGUUGGAUUGUAGGACAUUCCUACAUAUACUGGGCGAGGAAGGCAGCAGCAGUGAAGCUGGAUGGGACCCAGUUGGGCUUUGGAAGGGACCGGCUUAUCAUCAGAUGGUUUGGGAUCAGGGGCAUGAAAUGGUCACAAGUAGUAGGCACGGUGGUGGAACAUGCCAAGCUUUUCUCCCCCCCGAAGGUAUUGGUGGUGCACUCAGGUGGAAACGAUUUGGGAUGUAUGCCACAGAAAGGCAUUAAUUGAGGACAUAAAAAGAAGUUUUGAUAGAUUGUGUCAGCUGUUUCCGGGUAUGGUCCUAGUAUGGUCCGAGAUUGAGAGUAGAGUAGUAUGGAGAUCGGCGUGGGAUGCAAACAAACUGGAGGCUUCCAGACGAAAGGUCAAUAGAACCGUAUCUGGGUAUGUAAAGGGGCUGGGGGGUGUUGGCUUACGCCAUGUAGAGUUUGAAGGGGAAUCGGGGAAAUGUUUUUACUUGAAGGACGGAGUGCAUCUCAACGAAGUCGGACUACAUUUAUUUAAUUUUAAUCUUCGGGAGGGGAUAGAAAAGGCCUUAGCUUUGGUUGGCGGUACUCGCUAGGGAGCGAGUUGUGGCGGAAGUGCUUGCUAGUUUCUGUUGAGGCUUACGCCUAAUGGAGCAUGGUGGUAGUUAUGUUGGGGUAAGCAAAGGAAUGUGAGGAACGCCCAGCCCUGGAAGGGGUGGGGGCUUAGGAGAAAAUAAAAGCAAGCACUGAGGUGGAUUGUAAAUAUUGUUGAAAAGUUAAAUAAAGAUGUUAAUUUAUUGGUUUGUUUAAUAAAUAAGCUGCGGCCUUUUCUCUCCCAA
Molecule: messenger RNA, 4919 nt
Organism: Bombina bombina (fire-bellied toad)
Lineage: Eukaryota; Metazoa; Chordata; Amphibia; Anura; Bombinatoridae
Exons: 2
Coding region: 1431-3170 (579 amino acids)
Source: RefSeq, a predicted model, not a curated record